AUGGAGUUGAUUGUAUUCUACUUAGAUGUGGAAGACGUGACUUCUUUGACGCGAUCCUCGGUUCAACUCUUCUCCAAGUUGCGGCUCUUCACCCUCCGGUUGAAUAUCAAGUAUCGCAACAGCAACCUGCUCCACCUAGCAGCAAAGUGCAACAAUCGUCUUCUCUUCCAGGACUUGAUUAACCACGGGGCCAAUAUCAACUCGUUUUACCGAGGAGAGACUGUUUUGAUGAGAGCGAUCAAGCACUCGUCAGUGGCUGUGAUUAAGCUCUUAUACAAGCAGCCCAAUUUGGACACCCGCCUAAAGAACAGCAAACAGAAAGAUGCCCUCUGGUAUGUCGUCAGAUACGCCGGAUUUAGUAUCGCUAAGAAUCUAUUGGAGAAGGUCUUGCAUCAAUCUGGCCUUGCUCUUCACACGCAAUAUGGGCAAGCAGGGACGGCGCUACACAUGGCGGUCUUCUGGGGCCGGAUUGGUAUUGCACGAAUGCUAUUGCUACGCGGAGCCAACCUUGAUAUCAAGAACCAUGCCGGCCACUCUCCACGAGAUUUGGCGAUUCAGGCAAACCGAGCUCCGAUGGUGGAGUUGAUAACAUCGCACCGUCUGCUCCCUGUAGCCUUCAGACAACAAAUUCUGGAGAGCGACGAUCCACCCCUACACCAAGCCAUAUCAUAUGGCUCACCCAAGGCAAUCAAACAACUUCUUGAGGAAAGAAAAGAAGAUCUGCAAAGAUAUGAUCGGAAGGGUCACACACCGCUCCAUCUUGCCGUGCGAAUGAAUUCCCCUGGACUGGUUGAUCUUCUCCUGAGCCAUCCCGGUAUCAAUCCCAAUCCCAUUAGCAAGAAUGGCAACACGCCGCUAUGGAUGGCAUCAGGCUCACAGUACGAUGAGAUUACAAAACGGUUUCUCCGGCAUGAAGGUGUGGACAUCAACUUCAUCGGUGGUCGCGGGAAGUAUGACACGCCCUUGAGCUGUCUACAUCACGCCAUACUGAGGCUAGAUACAACGAUUCUACAAGCCUGGCUGGAGACACCGGGGGUCGAUGUGAAUCAAAAAGCCGGAGGGAAAUCCGCUCUGGAACUCGCUGUGGAGUGGGGGCGAAAUGAUGCGUUGAAAAUGCUCCUCGACUUCCCGGGUAUUGCCCUCAAUGCGAGAGGAGGAGAUCCACCUCUUUGCCAAGCCGUGGAGAUUGGGACGCUGAAGACGGUCCAGCUACUUGUGAGUCAAGGUGAAAAGCUGUUGGUCAACGAGCGCACCUGCUUGAUUGGAGAUACCGCCCUGUGCAUCGCGGCCCGCCAUGGAAACGUAGAGAUCGUAAGGGCACUAUCACAGCACCUUGACCUCAAUCCAAACUUGGAGAAUAAUCAUUUUGAGCAUCCGUUGCUCCUAGCAGCUAGGCGAGGAAACACACAAGUGGUCAGCGAACUGCUUCAAGACAGCAGGUUGUCGACCCGCUCCAUGAAGGACGCGAGUCGGACGGGGAACAGCUUAGUGAGAAGCGCUAUUCAACAUCAGAUCGACUUGCACCGACGUUUCGAAGAACCGGCCAAAGAAUGA
This is a messenger RNA of Penicillium daleae, 1554 nucleotides long. Its product is annotated as ankyrin repeat domain-containing protein. Bases 1 to 1554 code for a protein of 517 amino acids. The transcript has a single exon. The record is from RefSeq and is a predicted model, not a curated record. Lineage: Eukaryota; Fungi; Ascomycota; Eurotiomycetes; Eurotiales; Aspergillaceae. Gene Ontology annotation, molecular function: protein binding.